Engraulis encrasicolus (European anchovy) is the source of this 237-nucleotide messenger RNA. RefSeq names its product calcium/calmodulin-dependent protein kinase II inhibitor 2-like. The record is from RefSeq and is a predicted model, not a curated record. Gene Ontology annotation, biological process: negative regulation of protein kinase activity. The transcript has 2 exons. Lineage: Eukaryota; Metazoa; Chordata; Actinopteri; Clupeiformes; Engraulidae. The coding region runs from base 1 to 237 and encodes 78 amino acids. Gene Ontology annotation, molecular function: calcium-dependent protein kinase inhibitor activity; protein kinase binding.
AUGUCGGAAGUGCUCAGUGAGAAGAUGGGAGCGUACGGCUCGGAGGGAGACGAAGGGGAGCACCUCGCCUUCACCUGUCGACUCCAGGACACAAACAACUUCUUUAGCGGCUCGCAGAACGGCAAGAGACCGCCGAAACUCGGACAAAUAGGACGAAGCAAAAGAGUCAUUGAGGAUGAUGCGGAUGCAGACGGGGCGCUGGACAAGCCAACAGAGAAAUCGGCUGCAGGGGAGUAG